Branchiostoma belcheri (Belcher's lancelet) is the source of this 3294-nucleotide messenger RNA. RefSeq names its product sodium/myo-inositol cotransporter 2-like. The coding region runs from base 78 to 2126 and encodes 682 amino acids. Lineage: Eukaryota; Metazoa; Chordata; Leptocardii; Amphioxiformes; Branchiostomatidae. The record is from RefSeq and is a predicted model, not a curated record. Gene Ontology annotation, cellular component: plasma membrane. Gene Ontology annotation, biological process: transmembrane transport. Gene Ontology annotation, molecular function: D-glucose:sodium symporter activity. The transcript has 15 exons.
CCAAGUGACCAAUACAAGCGUGGUCUUGUGAUACGCCCACUUUCUACCGGCUCAACGGCAAGACUGAAGGAAGAAAGAUGGACGUGACCAGUCCUUCCAUGCAAACCUCCACCAUGGCGGCAAACUCAACUGUCCUUUCAGGCUCUUCUGCUUCUCUAGACCCCCCGGACAUUGCCGUCUUGGUCGUAUACUUCUUGUUUAUCUUAGGGGUUGGACUCUGGUCUAUGUACCGAACCAACCGUGGAAAUGUGGACGGGUACUUCUUGGCCGGUAGAGACAUGGUGUGGUGGGCGGUUGGCGCGUCCCUGUUCUCCAGUAACGUUGGCAGCGGCCAUUUUGUUGGUCUGGCCGGAUCGGGGGCUGCCGGGGGGAUAGCGGUGGGAGGAUACGAGUGGAACGGAAUGAUUGUCGUCCUCAUGAUGGCAUGGCUGUUCCUACCGGUGUACAUAGCGGGCGGGGUCUAUACUAUGCCUGAGUAUCUGAAGAAACGCUAUGGAGGCAACAGGCUACAGAUUUUCCUCGCCAUUCUCGUUCUCUUCAUCUACAUCUUCACCAAGAUUUCGGUGGACAUGUAUGCUGGAGCAAUUUACAUUCAGCAGUCCCUCGGUUGGAACAUCUAUCUGGCUAUUGUGCUCCUUCUAGCUCUUGCUGCGGUGUACACUGUAACAGGUGGUCUUGCAGCUGUUAUCUACACAGACACGGCCCAGACGGUUAUUCUCUUCAUAGGAUGCUUCAUACUUAUGAUAUUGGCUUUUAUCGAAAUCGGCGGCUUCACUUCCUUUGUGGAUAAGUACAUGACGUCCAUUCCUGACUACACGUUACAACACUACCCCAACUACACCUGCGGCAUUCCACGCUCAGACUCCUUCCACUUACUCCGCGACCCCGUCAAAUCGGACUUCCCCUGGCCGGGAACGGUCUUGGGCAUGACGAUCAACUCCAUCUGGUACUGGUGUGCUGAUCAGGUUAUAAUUCAACGAUGUCUGGCGGCGAAGAACAUGUGUCACGCCAAGGCUGGCGCCAUCAUGUGCUCCUACAUGAAGAUACUGCCAAUGUUCCUAAUGAUCUUCCCUGGGAUGAUCAGCAGGUCUUUAUAUCCUAAUGAGGUUGCCUGCCAGACCCCGGAAGCCUGCAGGCGAGUCUGUAACAACCCCGUGAGCUGUACAGACAUUGCCUACCCAAAACUCGUGCUGGAGCUGAUGCCUACAGGUCUGAGAGGCUUGAUGAUGGCCGCCAUGAUCGCUGCGCUGAUGAGUUCUCUGACGUCAAUCUUCAACAGCGGCAGCACCAUCUUCACAAUGGACGUCUGGAGGAAAGUGCGGAGGAAAGCCUCCGAGAGGGAGCUCAUGAUCGUUGGAAGAGUUUUCGUUUGCAUCUUGGUCGCCAUCAGCGUGUUGUGGGUACCCAUCAUCCAGUCUUCCCAGGGUGCCCAGCUGUUUGUCUACAUUCAGGUCAUCAGCUCCUACCUACAACCACCUGUCACGGUCGUCUUCGUCAUGGGGAUCUUUUGGAAGAGAGCCAAUGAGCAGGGGGCAUUUUGGGCCCUCAUGUUAGGGCUAGGAACUGGUUUACUCCGGAUGACACUGGACUUCAUCUACCCCGAACCAGCUUGUGGGGAACCGGACACUCGUCCAGACAUCGUCGGGAAUUUCCACUACCUAUACUUUGCAAUCUUCCUCGCAGGGUUUACUUUGAUAGUUCAAAUCAUCGUCACUCUUCUGACCCCACCGCCCCCAAAGGAACGGCUUGUUCGCCUGACUUGGUGGACACGAUUUGAUGAUGGUGAGGAGAAAAAAGAACCGUCAUCGGAGGAUGUAGAACUAGAUGGGGACAAGGCAGAGAAGGACAUUCAGCCAACCGAAAACCAAGAGGAAAAAACAAACACAAACCAUGCCCUACAGACAGAGGAAGAUGCCGCCAUUGACGCUGGCAAUAAACAGUCCAUCUUCAAGCGAGGUGCGCAGUGGUUUUGUGGAUUCUCCAGUGAGCAGUCUGCUGGGCCCACAGCUGACGAAAAAGUCAUGAUGACGUCAAUCAAGGAACCCCGGACCUGGAGACUGGUGCUGAACAUUAACCUUGUCAUAGUUGUCGCUGUGGCUUUGUUUUUAUGGGGAUUUUUCGCAUGAUGAAACAUAAGAGCGGAAGGGAUGCCUAAUGCCCCGUCAGGAAAUGCGAGAGGCCGAUUCUAUCAUGUAACGUUGUUAACGUGACAUAUAGGACAACGUAAGGGAAUGCGUAAUUGCAUAAAAUGGAUGCCACAAAUGCCUCCAUUUAGGGGGAAUAUAAGGUACUAGUAAAUAUGAUGCCCUGAAAUCCAGUUUGACAAACUCACGAGAGUUACUACAGAAUUAUUGUAUUCUAGAGCUCAAGUAUGAUAUACAGAACAGUUUUAAUGAUGUAAAGAUGUAAAUUUCGUGCCUCACCAUACAGUAAGUAAAUGGGAUGUUCAACAUCUUAAUUUUUCCAAAUCACGUUGAUUUGCAUAAUCUACGUUUUCCGGACCUGUUAGUACUCUGAACCGCUAGUUGUUUAAACUGACUACAGUUAAAUCCUACGAAUAUCAUAGCUCUACCAGGCAAUCAAUGACUUACACAUACUGUCUUGAGAUUCAGAAUCCUUUAUUAAGAUAUUUCGUCGUAAAAGACCACAGAAACACACAGUACGUUAAUCUAAAUCCCGACAUCUAAUCCUAGCUAGGCAAGCCGACAAUGUACAUGUAUAUGGACAUGGACAUACUUACAGAGGCUGGGCAAUUAGAUGCUUAAACGUUUAUUACACUGUUAAGUCCACGUGAAGCAUUAUGUGUCAAGAUUGGGACGGAUCCUUACGUCUGCUUGGGGAGUACAUACUGCUGCAUGGGUGUCUUUGAGCACUGUUUACAGAGGCUGUGUGUAAGUACAUACGGAGUUGGAAAUUGCCUUCUCUAUAACUAACACAUCCAGCAAGCUUCAAGCAAUCUGUUCUAGUUACAGGUUGCUGCAGAUCAAAUUGAACAUCUGACUAGUAGUUUUUCUGCAGCAUGAAAAACCUAGUAACACUCUACACCUAACGCCCGAUUGUUAUCAAAAAAUAACAUGUGACACGUUAAGUUGAUAUUAUGAAAAAUGGUUUCAUCCUGGAGCAUGCUUCAAUCGGCCACAUAUCUUUCUCUGUAUAUACGUUUUGAAGUUACCCAUGGGUUUUUUUUGCAAACAUGGGCAAUGGUGAGAACCAUUCAUUUCAUCCAGCGUCGUGGUGUGUAUUUGCUAUUUGUUUGUUUACUUGAUUUGUUGAUGCACUAGAAGCCUUGAGAGC